AACAAUUUUGAGAAAUAAUAAUUUCUCAUUAAUAUAUAAUGAGAUCAAGAAAAUUGUACGAUGGUGAUGUUGGAUAUGAAUUACGUGGUUAGUCUAGUUAAAAAUUUAAAAGGAAAGGCUAAGUGAAAAAUGAGUAUGAAAUAGAAAUAGAGAUUCCUAAUGGAGACCUAACAAAAGGGAGAAUAUUCUUUAAUCAUAAUUGUGCGGGCUGUCAUGAUCUGUAUAAUAAAUUUGAUUUAUAAAGAGACUAAGAUUUAUAUUUAGGACCAUCUUUGAGAACAGUUUAUUUAAGAAGAAAUGGAUCAAAAAAGUUUUCAAAUUAUGGAAAAGAUUUGACAGCUUAAAAAUUCUAUUGGACAAGAAGAAAGCUUUGGGAAUUCUUAGAUAAUCCUGAAAAAAUGUUCCCUGACACAAACAUGCAAUUAGAUGGAGUAAUAUUAUACAAUUAUCAUUUUUAGGUUAAAGAUCCAUUUUUAUUGGCUAGUGUAAUUGAUUAUUUAUAAUAUCUAAGAGUGUUUACCUGUGAUAUAAGAGGAUAAAAAUAAAUAAUUUGA
Paramecium sonneborni is the source of this 554-nucleotide messenger RNA. The record is from the annotation of a GenBank genome assembly. NCBI's taxonomy places the organism in Eukaryota, Ciliophora, Oligohymenophorea, Peniculida, Parameciidae.